AUAUUUUUAACCAAAAAAUCAGUGAUGGAUAGUUGUAAGAAAAAAUAUUGGGCCCUGGUAAAGUGGGUUGGAGGUGUCGACGACAAAACUUAUACUGUUGGGAUAGAUACUCAACAUAUUAAAAAUUUUAAUUAUGAAGAAUUUACCAGUGAAGAAGAGGAUCCUGAAAAAAUUUACGUAAUUGAAUGGCAUGAUCAAUCUAAAGAACCACCUGGUGAUUGGAUAUGCUAUCAGGCGAGAGUAAUUGCGGUUUCAAAUUCUCGUAACGUUUUAAAUAAAAAAUUAAAAGCUCUAGACGGUAUUGUAUCACCGAAAACGAUAAAUACCCAAGAAACAGUACCAAUUAAUCGUAAGGAACCUCAAGCCCAUUGCAGUCAUUCAGUAGUCGAUCUAUUGACAGAAGAGGAUGAAGAAAAUCCGGAGGAAAAUACUUCUGUACGAAAAAAAAUUAGGUUUGAAAAUGAGAACACGAGUGAAAAUAACGACAGUUUAAUUGAUGUUAUUGAAGAUCAUAAGAAGGAUCAAAAUGAUGAUAAUUUAACUAUCAAAGUUGGGGAAAAGAACAGAAGUUCUGCUAGCAAAGAGACCGGGAAAAAUUACACCAGUAAUUCAGAUCAAUGA
Cotesia glomerata is the source of this 621-nucleotide messenger RNA. RefSeq lists its product as uncharacterized. The record is from RefSeq and is a predicted model, not a curated record. The transcript is spliced from 5 exons. Bases 25 to 621 code for a protein of 198 amino acids. Lineage: Eukaryota; Metazoa; Arthropoda; Insecta; Hymenoptera; Braconidae.